GAGGUUAUGUUAUAUAAAUAAAUUUAAGUUUUUGGGUAUUUGUUAUAAAAGGAUCCUUGAAGAAUGUUAAGAAUUAAUCGAAUAUAGUAAAUAGCCUUGUAUGGAAUAAUAUGCCUUUUUGGUGAUAAUAGUAUUUUAUUAUACUGCUGUACAGGCACUUUACAAAAACAUUGUAAAAGUGAAACUUCAAAACUACUCUGGACGUCAUCUGCCACUAUGGAAAUAUUUUUUAUCCGUCAAUAAUCAUCAUAAAACUAAAUCCACCCGACUUCAUGAAUGAUAACUUGUUAACAAAUAAUGAUGGAAGUGCAUUUACAGAUAAAGAAAGAUACAGUUUUCGGAACUUUUACUUUGAAACGGGUCGUUGGCAGAUAAAGAACUCUGUUUAUCCUUACCCUAGUGUGAGUGAUAUCACAGGCAUUGUGGAAAUCAGCAACAUUUCUGAUGAUAUUUGGUUUAGUACCAAGAGCGAUAUGAAAGACAUUAAUAAACAUAAUAAAACAGAGAAACUUUGCUCCUCUCAAGAAAAAAAUGGACCAUCCUCCCCCAAAAAAGGAGCCAACUCCCCAAAGAAACAAGCCAUCCAGGAAGAAGUAAUUUUGGUUUAUCGCUACAUAAAACAAAAACUAAGUUCAAGUUCAAGAAUUCUUCUCCUGAAUUUAACCCAAGCCAAGAUAUAUUUAAUUAUAAAAGUGUCAAUGUUGAAAAUCAGUUUUCUCCAAUGGUAAAGAACAGUUCUAACGCUGCAAGUAGUCCAGAAACUAUUUCCAAAACUAAUAAAACAACCACAAAAAAAAGAAAAAAGAAAAAACACAAAAAAAGACUUGAAAGUUCAAAAUACACAAAAGUAAAUCAAAGUGAACGGCUGAAAUCUCCACAGGAAAUCCAAAAGCUGAAAGAUAUUGUUGCUAUGAAUUUAUCUACGCUAGAAGAAUUUGGUACCAGUGAUAGUGAAGAAACAGUAACAGUUGCUAACAGUACAAACAAUAAUUUAACCAUUAGCACUUUGAAUAGGCCUAGUCAAGAAUUGAUUUCCAGAUCUAGUGUAUCCAAACAUUCAAUAAAUUUAGAAAACGAUUCUACUAAACAAGUGUUACCCGAGUCAAUAAAAGGAAUACCUGUUACUUCAGAUUCACAAGAAAAAGAUCAGACCAAAAAGCAACUUUGUGGUGAAAUCAAAGAUUUGAGCACCUCGCUAGAUAAAGACAGUUUUGAUCGCAAAUUGAGUCAAGCUCAAUGCCAAGAAACACCAGUGAGUAGUGGCAGCACGCUCAUGGCGGGGAAAUCACUUUGGAGCAUCGACAAGACACCUGAAAAAGGCACUUCUAGUCCAAAGAAAAAAAAUCAAAAACAAGGUAAUGUAAAGAAACGGAAAGCCAGUGAUAUAGAAGAAAACACAUCCACAAAAGAGGACAAAGAAACAAUUGAAAUUAGCUUUUCCCCAAUGAAAAGGAAAAGACACAGCGAAAGCGAAUCAGAAAAUUGUAAAGGUUUAGUUUUAAAUCACGUUUUUAAAAAUUUCCACAGAAAAACUAUAUCAACGGACAAAAACAAUGAAGCAAAAAUAUCCAGCCCAAGAAAAAGAAAGAAAUCUAAUAAAGAGAAAGAGUUGUCGUAUAAGAACAUCGAAGUAAAGAUCAGUUGUGAUGCAAAUGAUUCAGAAGGUAAAAACCAAUGUGAAAAAUCAAACAUUGAAAAAGAUAGAAACAAGAAUAUACCAGAGAAAAGUGUUGAUGAUAAUAGUGAUAUAGAGUGUUCAAAUACAGGCACUCCAGAGCUUAACUGUCAUACUUUAUUUGUUUGUAGACCUACCAAAAAAAGUACAAAUGUUGAACUAGGUUCAGAUUCAGAAGACAACACUAAAGAUUCUAAAAGGGACAGAUAUUCAUCAGACAGAAGCCAUAGUUCUUUUUGUGAUGAAAUUGAUGAAGUUUUCAAAAAUUACAAACCUAGUCCAGAGAAAACUGUUACCCCCACAAAAAAGUUAAGUUUGAGUGACAACAAGUCGAAGACAGUGACUGAAUCUGAAAAGAAUACAUUUGAUACAAGGAAACCUAUGGCAACAGAUGCAAAUAAUUUGGAUCAUUCCUCUGUUUUAACUUCUGGGUCAAAUUGUUCUGAUUCACAAGAACAAGCUGGCAUCAUUUCAUCUCAAAUAAUCCAAAAAAUUCCUCAUAAAAGAGUUGCUGAUAAUAGUGAUAUAGAACAUUCAUCUUCAUUAGGCACUCCAGAGUCUAGUGAUCAUACUUGUGUUCGUAGCCCUAUCAAAAACGGUUCAAAUGAUAAAACAGUUGAACUAGAUACAUAUACAGAAGACAACACUAAAGAUUCUAAAAGGGACAGGUAUUCAUCAGACAGAAGCCGCAGUUCUAUUUGUGAAGAAAUUGGUGAUGUUUUUGAAAAUUACAAACCUAGUCCAAAGAAAACUGUUACCCCCACUAAAAGGUUAAGUUUGAGUGUUAACAAGUUGAAGAAAGUGACUGAUUCUGAAAAUAAUACCUUUGAUAUAAGGAAACCUAUGGCACCAAAUACAAAUGAUUUGAAUAAUUCCUCUGUAUUAACUUCUGGGGCAAAUUGUUCUGAUUCACAAGAGCAAGCUAGCAUUAUUCCAUCUCAAAAUAUCCAAAGAAUUCCUAAGAAAGGAGUUGCUGAUAAUAGUGAUACAGAACUUUCAUCUUCAUUAUGCUCUCCAGAACCUAGCGAUCAUACUUGUGUUUGUAGCCCUAUCAAAAACGGUUCAAGUGGUAAAACAGUUGAACUAGAUACAUAUACAGAAGACAACAUUAAAGAUUCUGAAAGGGACAGAUAUUCAUCUGAGUCACCAAACUCGACCAAAGAUGUUGAAACACCUACAAAGAUUUCAUCACCAACAGUUGUUCCAUCUACCUCGACCAACAAGGAUAACAAUGGUUCUACAUCUAGAAAACAGGAGAGUUUCAGCACUCUUCAGAAAAGCAUUGAAAUAAUUGAUGAUAGUCGCUUUGAUUCAGAUUUGAGCUCAGACUUUUUUCUCACACCUAAAAAAAACCCCAAGAAGAACAAAAUUCCACCACAUUUAAGAGAAAAAAAUAAUUCUGAGACCUCAUUUACUAGCUCCAAAGACGUUUCUACAAAAGAGAAAAAAAGUGUUUUUGUAAAAGUAUUAAAAAGAAAAGGGGGGAAAACAAACCAACAGAAAAAGUUGGUUUCAGAAGAGCUGGGAAAUCUAGACAGUUCUUAUGUUGAAGAUAGCUUUAGUGAUUGUACAAACUCUUCAAUUUUAGAUCAAAUCCAGGCUUCGAUGAUCUCUUCAAGUAAUGAACUAGAGAGACUAAAGGAUUUGAAUAUAACAAUCGACUGGGAGCUUUCGCCAUUACAUAGAAUUGACACGGGAUCGUGUAAAGUCAGUAUGGCUAAAUUAAGAGAUGAACUUGGCCCUGGACACGAAAAACACCUGACUGACAAGAAAUUCUCUGAAAUGGAUGAGGAUAAGAUCAAACAAGCUUGGGAAGAAUUUUCUGAAACGUAUGACUUCAGCAACCCAGAACUAUUUUUCCCAACUGCUCAAAACUUUGGAGUCUUCCCGUAUCGAGAGAGACGCAAGUUUAAGUUAUUCAUAGCUAAAUAUCUACCUGACAGACAUUUGCUGAGCGUGUUUUCUAAAUUCACCAGAAUCUACUCAGUCAAAAAGACCGGAAGAUGGUCUGACAAAGAAGAUAGACUCUUACUUGACAUAUACCACGCUUGUAUGGAGAAGAGCAACUCAUUAGAUUCGCCCAAUGAAUCCAAAAGAGAAACACCUCUCGGCUUACCCAUGAAGAAAAUCAUGAUGAAGGCUCUGAACAGAACUUUAUCUUCUGUUGAUGCAAGGUUAAAAAUUUUGUUAGAAGAUAAACAUGCAAGGAAUUUGUCUCAGAGAGACAUUGAAUGGACACCAGAACUGGAAGGUGCGAUGAUUCACCAACUGGUCAAGAAAUCAAGAGUAGAUUCAAUAGAAGACCUCCGUUAUGAAACCAUAAGUUAUAAAGUCUGGAGGAAAGUUUCUUCAAAACUGAAUUUACCGAUGGAAAAAAUGAUAGAUCGAUGGAAGUACUAUUUGUAUCCUCAGAUCUUUGCUCGUAAGCCAGUCCUGCGUCAUAUGCUACAAAUUGAGCUGAUCAAGUGGUUUUAUCGUUCUAAAGUUAAAGAUUCAAAAGAAAUUGACUGGAAAGAUUUAUCAAGAAGAGCCGGAGAUCUGGGGUCGUGCAAUUUAUUCAGAGUUUUCAAAACUCUGAUAAAGAACUAUGUGCCUAAAGAAUUCAGCAAAAAGUUCAGAGCGGCAGUUUCUUAUCUUCAUGAUAAUCAUAUUCCUCGUUUGGAGAAAAAAGAAAAUUCUUCCAUGUUGGUUCGGAAGGAAUACGACCCCGAGACCCGGACGCUAAACCCGAUAGAGGACGACGAAGAGGACGCAUAUUUGUUUGAAAUAGACCGCUGAAACUGAGAAAGACUUGAACUCAAGAGUGAUGAAAUGGUGCUGAAAAAAUCUAUCUUUUAUCUUAAUCGCUAU
Messenger RNA from Macrosteles quadrilineatus (aster leafhopper), 4525 nucleotides. RefSeq lists its product as uncharacterized. The coding region runs from base 722 to 4453 and encodes 1243 amino acids. Lineage: Eukaryota; Metazoa; Arthropoda; Insecta; Hemiptera; Cicadellidae. The record is from RefSeq and is a predicted model, not a curated record. The transcript is spliced from 9 exons.